Dendronephthya gigantea is the source of this 1661-nucleotide messenger RNA. Its product is annotated as Krueppel-like factor 10. Gene Ontology annotation, biological process: regulation of transcription by RNA polymerase II. The coding region runs from base 182 to 1261 and encodes 359 amino acids. The record is from RefSeq and is a predicted model, not a curated record. Lineage: Eukaryota; Metazoa; Cnidaria; Anthozoa; Malacalcyonacea; Nephtheidae. The transcript has 4 exons. Gene Ontology annotation, molecular function: RNA polymerase II cis-regulatory region sequence-specific DNA binding; DNA-binding transcription factor activity, RNA polymerase II-specific.
GUACUCUCUGCGCGCUGAUUGGCCGAGCAUUUAAAUUCUCGAUGUUGAUUGGCCCGUCCCCGUACCCGCCCACAGAGUGCAUGGACAGAAAGAUGGCACAACGUGAUCAUAACAAUGAAUUCGUGCUAUUUUUGACUACCUUGUCAAAGUUGUAUAUUUUCAUGCUAAACUCCCUUCGAGAAUGGAUGCUCUGCCUCUCUCUCCGCCUUCGACACCGACUUCUUCUAACCGAGACAGCGAAAAUGAAGCUGUGACCGAGUCUGAAGCAAGAAAAGUUCAAGUGAAAACUGAGAGGGAUAUUACGGCUGUUCAAUCUUUACUAGCGAUGAGUCAGUGGUCGCCUCCGAGUCCCGACCAUUCUAUAUCUCCCACAAUAAACGACCCUCUAUUCUCCGUUCUGGAACCAAUUCAACCUAUAAACAACACUCAACUCAACCACGACCAGGUCGAAAAUUCGUCGGUUCUUCCAAGUCAAAAUACUCUGCCAAAUCCUGUUGGUGUUUUCGGGCUGCCGCCACAAAGUUUGGUCGAUUUUAGCAAGCUUUUAUCGGGGAAUCGUCUUAAUUUACCUAAUACUGGAAACCAAGGGCCAAUCAUGAUUAUUUGUCCUAUUGCUGUCCCGACAAGUAACGCAAAUAUAAAUGUAACAUCCGCGGCAACAACGAGCGCUGGUGAAAGAAAUAUUGCUCCAUCCGUCGUCCCAAACGCCGCCCAAAAAACCACUCCUGAAAACAACGAUAGCAGAAAACGUAACUACGUCUGUACCUAUGAAAACUGCGACAAAACGUAUUUCAAAAGUUCCCAUCUCAAAGCGCAUUUACGAACCCACACAGGUGAGAAACCAUUUGUUUGCACUUGGGAGUCGUGUGAUCGAAAGUUUGCAAGGUCAGAUGAGCUUACUCGUCACAGAAGAACGCACACAGGUGAAAAGAAAUUUGAAUGUCCGCUGUGUCGACGGCGCUUCAUGAGGUCAGAUCAUCUCACAAAACAUGCAAGACGUCAUUUAGCGGCAAAGAAACUCCCAGGUUGGCAAGUUGAAAUAAAUAAACUUAAUCAAGUUGCUGCAGCUUCAUUGUUGCCUGGCAACCUUCCCCGAACAGACGAUGGCAUGUUACAGCCAAUCUUACCACCAACAUGUCAGCCAGUAUAUUCAUUGACGUCACCAAAUUCAUCUUUGGACGCAGUGAUGGCAAGUUCUUCUGAAUUCGGAGGACAAUCGUCCACCUCUGUGACAUCAAGUACAGUUUCAGCAUCCACGUAGAAUGACAGUUGUGGGUGUUGAAAAGGAGUGUCUUUUCUAAGCAGUUUUGUCCGGUCAAACAGAACUUUGACAUUCAAGGUUGCGAUGGAAUAAACAUAUCAAGUACAGCAUUUAGAAACUACUAAUGUGGUUUGCUGAGAGAACAUAAAUAUAGUUCAUAAUGCUGUGGUUUUAAAAUCCUUUGGAGCUUCGAGUUGUUAUACAAAGGUUAUAUAAUUUAACAGUGUAAAUUCAUCUAUUUUAAGCAUUAUAUAGCUCCAAGCCUGUGUAUUUAGAUAGAUUUUGAUAGUCUAGACUUGCUAUUGUAGUAUAGGAUAUCUUUUUGUGAUAAAUACUCAUAUUUAUUGAAUAUAUUGGCAUGACAAUACAUGUUGGAGAAAAAAUGUGUAGAAAUGCAAAA